Spirometra erinaceieuropaei is the source of this 690-nucleotide messenger RNA. The record is from the annotation of a GenBank genome assembly. Lineage: Eukaryota; Metazoa; Platyhelminthes; Cestoda; Diphyllobothriidea; Diphyllobothriidae.
AUGAAGACAGGCGCUGCGAUCUACGAAGCCAACCGCAUCGCUGCCGCCAAAGCGAAACGUGAAGCCCGCAAAUCACAACUUCGCCCAGUACGCAACGCCGUCGCACAACCGCUUCCAACGUGUCCUCGAUGUCAACGGACAUUCCGGGCUCGAAUCGGACUUGUUGGACAUAUUCGGAUUAACUGCGCCUCUCGAACGGCAUCAACCAUCGUCCCCCCGCCCGCCUCUUCCUCCUCCUCCUCCUCCUCUCCGCCGCCAACUAACUCUGAUAAUUCUUCUGACCCACCACUUCCAUCCUCCUACUCCUCCUUCUCCUCCUCCUCCUCCUCCUCCUCCUCCUCCUCCUCCUCCUUCUCCUUCUCCUUCUCCUCCUCCUCCUCCUCGCCCACUGCUCCAACGGCGGCCGCUCAGGCGACUGUCCCGCGCGCAACAACCGACACCACCACCACCUCCUCCGACUCCAGCGAUGAGGAUCAGGACUACACCUGCCCUCACUGCGACCGCACCUUCACCUCACACAUCGGCCUGGUCGGUCACUUGCGAAUCCAUCGCACAGAGACUGGCGAACCAGUGCGUGAAGCACCAACCUAUACCCACCACGCUCGUCUCAACUGCCCACACUGCCCUCGCACUUUCAGGCAUCGCAUGGGUCUAUUCGGACACAUGCGCAUCCACGAUGACCUGCGGUAG